Messenger RNA from Pelobates cultripes (western spadefoot toad), 264 nucleotides. The record is from the annotation of a GenBank genome assembly. NCBI's taxonomy places the organism in Eukaryota, Metazoa, Chordata, Amphibia, Anura, Pelobatidae.
AUGGCGACGGAGCAUGAAGCACACAACACUCCAACACAAGGUGACACAAAAAGGGGAGCCAUCACGAGCCAAUGCUGGGACUCCUCAAGCCUCAAAGGUAUGAUAGUUGCCGUCACAACUGAACCCAAUGGAGAUCCAGAGGGUCUGCAGGAGCUCCUGACCCAGUCCUUGGCGUGUACCGGCCUGCUAGUAUCGGGGCUCUGGGACAUGACAUGUACCUCCUUGCUGCAGGUCUGUGCUCUGCCCAUGGAGGGCAUAGGAUGA